AGAAAUGGAGACCCGAGCUGUAGAGACAGUAAGAAAUUGAGGAGGCUAGCAAAUUUCUAGUAGAAAGGAUAGAUCCAAGAGUUGUUGAAAAUGAUGCACAGUUGCUGUGAGCUGGAGACAAUGGCCUGCGGCUUAAGGAGUUGGCAAAAUGGAAGAGAAAGGUUUGGAGUGGUGAGAUCGGUGAUGAAGGGUGGCGAAGAGCAGAGAAAUGAUCUUGCUGCUCUAUUGACGCUUAGUUUUCUGACAUCAAUCCCAGAUCUAAUGGUGUGCAUCAAUCUUCAACCGCUCAAUUUUUUGACAUCAAUCCCUGAUCUAGUGGUGUUCAUCAAUCUUCAACUGGAUGUUGGUAUGUGGUUGGAAGAGAUAAAUUUGGGUAGCUAUCGCUAGAUUUUUGAAGAAAAUGGUGUCAACAGAGAAUACCUAGAAGGCAUGUCUAUGUUCACAACUGAACAGAUUCUCCGGUUUAUAACGCGAUGCCAUAUAAAGUGGGGUGAUUUCAUCACACUAUGCAAGGAACUCAAACGAAUAAAAGAUCUCUCUCUCUCUCUCUCUCUCUCUCUCUUUCUCCUGUGAAAAAGUAGAAGUUACUUAAGUGCUUAAAUGAAUUUGCUUGAUUGAG
This is a messenger RNA of Rubroshorea leprosula, 619 nucleotides long. Lineage: Eukaryota; Viridiplantae; Streptophyta; Magnoliopsida; Malvales; Dipterocarpaceae. The record is from the annotation of a GenBank genome assembly.